CCGGCGGUUCCUCUGCUACCACUCUUCCUCUUCCGGCCCUCCCCUCUCUAGCCGGAACUCGGGGGUCGCCGCCACGCCCGUUCAUUUCCUGGCUACGAUCUCGACCGCCGCUUCGCCCGCCACCGUCGCACAAGCCGACCUUCGCCGCCGGCCGCCUCACCCAAUCCUCGGGCCCCUAAAGCACACACAGAUCCCUCUUGGAAUGGCGAGCCAAGAGAAGCCCGUCGCGCCGUCGCCAUCUCCUCCUCCGCCGCCGCAACCACCGGCGCCUGAGGGAGUCCCCCGCAUCCGUGGGCCGGGCAGAGGCGCGGCGGGCGGCGGGUACCCUAACCCUCCGGACGCGGCGCUGCCCGACGCGGCUACGCUGCGGGACCAGUGGCGGUUCGCGGUGCGCCAGUACAGCCGGUGGUACUCCCAAGCCUGGGGCACCGCCAUCCUCGCUGGCGGCGCCUUCUUCGCCCUGGGCUGGCUCGUCAAGGGUUCCAACCCCCUUCCCUCCCGCGCCGAAUCCCAUUCCCCCAACGAUGCCAACGCGGCCGAGGAGAAAAAGUGACUGAAGAUAGCUGGAAAAGAAAUUCUGCGUGUUCCAAACUGACAAGCUAUGUGCUCAUACGCUGUAGUAUAUUUUGAUCAAGUCUGCAAAAUAAUGGUGCGUUUCGUACUCCAAGCUCAGGAGUAUCAUGUAAAUAUGAUGAGAUGUGGAUGAUUUCAUGCAAUAGAAGAGUUCUUUUUCAAAGUUUUAUUUCUCUGGGAAUUUUCAUAUGUUGUACAUAUAUGUGUGUUUUGAGUUAAAAAUAAUAAUACGUGGAGCGCAUGAUA
Molecule: messenger RNA, 819 nt
Organism: Triticum aestivum (bread wheat)
Lineage: Eukaryota; Viridiplantae; Streptophyta; Magnoliopsida; Poales; Poaceae
Exons: 2
Coding region: 203-553 (116 amino acids)
Source: RefSeq, a predicted model, not a curated record